AUGUCUGACGCUAAAGAAGAAACCAAACCAGUUGCCACUGCCACUGAAGAAGCUAAGCCAACUGCUGCCACCACCCAAAACCCUCCAACUGCUAAUGUCUUCUCCAUGUUUGGUGGCGCUUCUAAAAAGAAGGAAGUGAAAGAAGAUGAUGAAGAGAAAAAAGAUGAGAAAAAAGAUGGUGAAGCUGCUGCUGAAGGUGAUGAUGCUCCAGAAUCUCCAGAUGUUCAUUUCGAACCAUUAGUCCAUUUAGAAAAAGUUGAUGUUAAAACAAAUGAAGAAAAUGAAGAAGUUUUAUUUAAAGUUCGUGCUAAAUUAUUCAGAUUCCAUCCAGAUUCAAAAGAAUGGAAAGAAAGAGGUGUAGGUGAUGUUAAAUUCUUACAACAUAAAGAAACUAAAAAAGUUCGUAUCUUGAUGAGAAGAGAUAAAACUUUGAAAAUUUGUGCAAAUCAUUUCAUUAGUCCAGAAUAUCAAUUAAAACCAAAUGUUGGUUCUGAUAGAUCAUGGGUUUAUAACGUUACUGCUGAUGUUUCUGAAGGUGAACCUGAAGCUCAAACUUUAGCCAUUAGAUUUGGUAAUAAAGAAAAUGCUGAUAAAUUCAAAGAAACUUUUGAAAAAGCUCAAGAAUCAAACAAAAAAUAA
This is a messenger RNA of Hansenula anomala, 639 nucleotides long. It is a transcript of the gene YRB1, whose product is annotated as Ran GTPase-binding protein YRB1. The record is from RefSeq and is a predicted model, not a curated record. NCBI's taxonomy places the organism in Eukaryota, Fungi, Ascomycota, Saccharomycetes, Phaffomycetales, Wickerhamomycetaceae. The transcript has a single exon. Gene Ontology annotation, biological process: protein import into nucleus. Gene Ontology annotation, molecular function: GTPase activator activity. Bases 1 to 639 code for a protein of 212 amino acids. Gene Ontology annotation, cellular component: cytoplasm; nuclear pore.